CUGUUCUGUCAUUCUGGCCCUGUGUUUAUUGUAGCUCCAGGUAAAGGUGUUCUGCUGUUACAUCACUUCCUGUACAUCAUCUUCUGCUACUAAUUUACCCCAGAUCAGCUCUUCUGUGACUCCGAAACGCUACAAAUGAUUUGUGUCCAAGGAUGACUCAUUUCACCUGAAACAUGGCUGAGGUCUCCAGCGGUGGUGGCGAGCAGAAAGGUGCUGAGGACUCCGUGGACGCCAUGCCUUGGCCAGUCACAAGUUCAGCUGAAGGUGGGAAGAAGGUCCCUGCCAGCUCAGGAAGUAAAGCAGCAGGUUCUGACCCCUCCUACCGCUACAAGAUGGCCUACCCCAGCAUCGGAACCUGUCUCAUCAUCAACAACGAGAAGUUCCACGAAUCCACCAAUAUGGACCUUCGUAAAGGCACGGAUCUUGAUGCUGAUGAAGUUUUCAAGACCUUCAAGAAACUGGGUUACAACACCGUCAUGUUUAAAAACCAGAAAGUGGAAGAAAUGAGAAGACUGUUGAAACAAUACUCGGGUCAGGACCACAGUGAGAACGCUUCCUUUGUUUGUGUGCUGCUCAGCCAUGGAAAAGAGGGCGUCAUUUACGGCACCGAUGGGUGUGAGAAGAUCGACACCCUGGUACAAUGUUUUAAAGGACACAGCUGUCUGAGUCUGGUAGGGAAACCAAAGCUCUUCUUCAUACAGGCAUGUCGUGGCACGACCACGGAUGAAGGAGUAGAGACUGAUUCUGUGGCAGGGCAGACCUCCGAGAAGAUUCCGGUGGAAGCAGACUUCUUGUAUGCGUACUCCACAGCUCCAGGUUACCUCGCCUGGAGAAAUGUGAACACCGGCUCCUGGUUCAUCCAGUCGCUGUGUAAGAUGUUGGAAAGCUACAGUGGAGAACUGGAGCUGAUGCAGAUUCUGACCCGAGUCAACAACCAUGUGGCGCGGCACUAUGAAUCCAGCUCCAGCAAACGUGAGCAUAGUGGGAAGAAGCAAAUCCCCUGCAUCGUCUCCAUGUUGACCAAAGAGUUUCACUUUUCUGGCUAAACGGGUCCACUUCCUCAUGCAUAGAGGCCCUGAUGUGUGUGGUGAUGGAACACUCAUACAUACACCAGCACCACUUUGGACUAAAACCAGACGGAGGAGUUUUUGUUGUAAAUACUUGAACCAAACCACGUUCUGCGUCCCUAACUGACCCAAAGUGACAGAAAUAAAUGCAUUAUACUCCGAA
Molecule: messenger RNA, 1230 nt
Organism: Nothobranchius furzeri (turquoise killifish)
Lineage: Eukaryota; Metazoa; Chordata; Actinopteri; Cyprinodontiformes; Nothobranchiidae
Product: caspase-3
Biological process (GO): erythrocyte differentiation; positive regulation of neuron apoptotic process; neuron differentiation
Cellular component (GO): cytoplasm
Source: RefSeq, a predicted model, not a curated record